Messenger RNA from Alexandromys fortis (reed vole), 1242 nucleotides. Its product is annotated as probable threonine protease PRSS50. The record is from RefSeq and is a predicted model, not a curated record. Gene Ontology annotation, cellular component: endoplasmic reticulum. Bases 1 to 1242 code for a protein of 413 amino acids. Gene Ontology annotation, molecular function: serine-type endopeptidase activity; threonine-type endopeptidase activity. Gene Ontology annotation, biological process: proteolysis. The transcript has 6 exons. Lineage: Eukaryota; Metazoa; Chordata; Mammalia; Rodentia; Cricetidae.
AUGGAGCCCUGGUGCUGGGCUGGGGCCCGUGGGCAGGGUCCUCGGGGUCCCCAUGGGCCCGGGGCCUCUCGCACCCGCACCCGCACCCGUGCCCUUCUUCUGCUGUUGCUGCUGCUGCUGCUGCUCCUGCCUCGGCGCCCCGCAGGCUGCUUGGCCGCAGGGGCAUCAUCCCCCGGGGUGCUGUCCACCUCAGUCCCGAGCGGCCCUGGAGUCUCCUGUGGGCCCGGAGCCACCUGUCCCUCAGGCGGGCUUCGCCUUCCCCGGCAAGUCGACGCUUCAGCGACCACUGUUCCAACGACACAGCCGGCUGCGGCGACACAGUCGGCGACCAGAGGGAUGGCCGGGAUCCCAAAAGGCGUGGCCAGGUGGGCUUAUGGCUCUUUUCUUCCCCCAGUCUGUGGCUCCUCCCAUGAGCCAGACCCGACCCUCAGGGACCCAGAAGCCAUGACUCGGCGGUGGCCAUGGAUGGUCAGUGUGCAGGCUAAUGGCACCCACGUCUGUGCCGGCACCCUUAUUGCUUCCCAGUGGGUGCUUACCGUGGCCCACUGCUUGACGCAGCAGCACGUUAAGUAUACGGUGAGGGUGGGGAGCCCAUGGAUUAACCAGACGACCAAAACCAGCACCGAUGUCCCAGUACAUCAGAUAAUCGUAAACAGCGACUACCAAGCCAAACGGUACUGGUCCUGGGUCGGCCGGGCCAAUGACAUCAGCCUCCUCAAACUCCAGUGGGGGCUCAAGUACAGCAAAUAUGUGUGGCCCAUCUGCCUGCCUGGCCUGGAAUAUGUAUUAGAGGACAAUUCUCUCUGCACUGUGACAGGCUGGGGAUCUCCCAAGGUGAAUGGCAGGUGGCCCCAGUUCCAAUCCCUUCAGGAGAAGGAAGUCUCCAUCUUGAACAGCCGGAAGUGUGAGCAGUUCUACCACAAGUUCUCCAGAAUCUCCUCUCUGGUUCGGAUCAUCACUUCUCAGAUGAUCUGUGCCUCGGACAGCGACAGGGAGAAGUUCUGCUACGAGCUAACUGGCGAGCCCUUGGUCUGCUCUUCUGAUGGCACAUGGUACCUGGUGGGGAUGAUGAGCUGGGGCCCAGGUUGCAAGAAGAACGAGGCCCCACCCAUCUUUCUGCGGGUCUCCUCCUACCAGUCCUGGAUCUGGAACCACCUUAGCGGGAAGGCCCUGGCCCUUCCAGCUUCCAGAACCUUGCUCCUGGCUUUUCUUCUGCUCCUCAGCCUUCUUGGCACUCUGUGA